Messenger RNA from Sardina pilchardus (European sardine), 3703 nucleotides. RefSeq names its product RanBP-type and C3HC4-type zinc finger containing 1 (gene rbck1). Gene Ontology annotation, molecular function: metal ion binding; ubiquitin binding; ubiquitin-protein transferase activity. Gene Ontology annotation, cellular component: ubiquitin ligase complex. Lineage: Eukaryota; Metazoa; Chordata; Actinopteri; Clupeiformes; Clupeidae. The coding region runs from base 461 to 1996 and encodes 511 amino acids. Gene Ontology annotation, biological process: positive regulation of canonical NF-kappaB signal transduction; protein linear polyubiquitination; proteasome-mediated ubiquitin-dependent protein catabolic process. The record is from RefSeq and is a predicted model, not a curated record. The transcript is spliced from 13 exons.
CUGUGUCCCCCCCGCUAAAAAGUCGUUAUAAAGUUUGUUUUAUAGGCUAUUAACUUCCUGGAACACUGCCUGAUUAUAGUUAUGAUCAUCGUUAUGUUUAUUGAAAAAUGCAAAUGACAGUGAAUUUUGGAGUGUGUGCCAGUGUCUUAACCGGUUAAACUACAAAAGUUUAGUGGCAUUAUUGCCCUGAUAUAUCUAACUUCUGAUUAUGUAGUAGCCCAGGUACGCUAUGACGGACUUACAGAUGAGAAUCUAGCACGACGAAGACGACACGAGCGUCAAGCGCAAGAUAGCAAAUACUUCCUGAUGAUGACUAGUUUCACUUUUAUUUUUGGUCGCUCGAGCAGUUUGCAGUUGCGCUUCUUGAUAAGACCAUGACUAGGUAGCCUAAUCUUAAGGAUUGUGUCGUCUGUCCACAUCUGCACCAGUUUCGGUUAGUACAGGAUUAUUGUCCAUGUGAAUGGCAGCCCCUGGAGUAGCAGACGGGUUAAAAGAGGCGGAGGACUUGGCUGUACAGCUAAGUGAGGCCAUUGGUUGUGGUGAUAGAGAUGAAGCCAAGCAAUGUGCCGAGAAACUCGCUGCUUUAUCACUUCCUGUGUCCAUCAAGGUAGACCAGAAGGCGUACCCCCAAGAUAUGAUCCGUCUGAAAGUGGGAGUGGAGGAUGCUGAGUUGGACUCCUACAUCCCCAUCACAAUGAUGGUAACAGUGGGCAUCACUAUAGCAGAGCUGAAAAUAAAGGUGAAAAAUGACUUUGGUUUCCACCCCUCUCUUCAAAUCUGGGUAAUUGGAAAGCGACUAACGAAAGACACAGACACACUUUACAGUCAUGGGGUGAGCAAGGACGGGGACCAAGCCUUCCUCUUCAUCAAGAAUGCCAAGGCUGUCAAUCUCAGCCGUGAGCAGCAAAGACAAGAGGAGCAGCACCAACAAAUAGAUGAUAUCAUUGUAACCAUGGCGAGGAGCUCACUGGAACCCAGGGGAACAGGUCCUCCUGUGGCCACCAAAGCCAAGCAACGCCCACCACCACUGCUUCCGAAGCCACAGAUUGGCUGGUCGUGUCCAAUGUGCACGCUUGUGAACAAGCCCACCCGGCCUGGCUGUGAAGUAUGUGCUUGUGAGAGACCUGCAGACUACAAAGUACCAGCCUCGUAUAAGCCCGACCAGGACGAGCUUUCCCGAAUACAGUCUGAGCAGGAGGCCAAUCUGCAAUACCGGAAGGUCGUGGAGGAGCAGCGAGCAAUGAAUUUUCGCGAUCACCUUGAAACAGAUGCACAUAAUCUCAUAAACAACAACGAGGAACUGGACUGUCCUAUCUGCUUCACCACCAUAGAACCAGGAGAGGGUGCUGUGUUGAGAGAGUGUCUGCAUGGCUUCUGCAAAGACUGUCUGAAAGGAACCAUCAUCAACAACAUGGAUGCUGAGGUGAAGUGCCCUUACGUAUGUAACGACUACUCCUGUGGCUACAAUCUACAAGACAGAGAAAUACUUUCACUGCUGUCUCAGGAGGAGUACCAGAAGUUCUUGGAGCUGAGGCUUAGCAUCGCCGAGUCGCGCAGUGAGAACAGCUACCACUGCAAGACUCCUGACUGCGCCGGCUGGUGCAUCUACGAGGAUGACAUCAACGAGUUUACGUGUCAGCUCUGUCAGGAAACCAACUGCCUCCUCUGCAAGGCCAUUCACAACAACAUGAACUGCAAGGAGUAUCAAGACGAUCUUCGCGUUCGAGCUGAAAAUGACGUUGCAGCCAAACAGACAGCUGACACUCUCGAGGCCAUGCUACAGAAUGGGGAGGCCAUGCACUGCCCCAAAUGCAAAGUGAUUGUGCAGAAGAAGGACGGCUGUGACUGGAUAUGCUGCAUCAUGUGCAAGACUGAGAUCUGCUGGGUCACCAAGCAGGCGCGCUGGGGUCCAAACGGCUCAGGGGACACCACAGGAGGCUGCAAGUGCAGACUGAAUGGUGUGCUCUGCCAUCCCAACUGCAACAACUGCCAUUAAUCCGCCCAUGCUCAUAUCCAUGCACACACUACUGUAGUGGCGUAGCGAGGGGUCGGGUGGAAAAGUGGGCCAUUUUACCUUCCCUCCAUUAGCCUAAAGUAACAUCCUCAAAAAUCUGUUACUUUUUCUUUUUAAUCAAGGGAAACUUCAUAACCUCCGGUUGUGACUGCUCAGGGACACGGAAUGAUUCUUUUCCUUUUUCUUUAAAUCUGAUCCCACCAAACAGUGAUUCAAAGAUGCUGAAUGAGGUCUAUGAGAACAGAGAUGGCGUAGGGCGCGCAGAGUGCGGACACGUAGUGCAUUACAGUAUCAACUACUCUGAGGAGACGGCCCCAAUGAGAACACUACAGCACUAGGUGAAGGGCCGUCGUUGUGACACACCUCGGAGACUUACAACACUUUCAGUGCCGUGACAACCAAAGAAACGUUUCAACGUUUAGCUAGAGAAUUAUGUCGACACAUUGAAAUAGGCAUUAGUGCCCUUUCUUUAAACACUUCCUCAUUGGUUUACGAAACUCCACUAUCUUUUAUGGGAUUCAAAUGAAUGCGACUAUCAGCAAUGAGGUAGAAUCAUUGUAGCGUUUAGGAAGAGAUUCUGCUGUUAUGGUUCUAUUUUUCUGUGUAUAUUUCUCUAAGGGCCUGGUUAAUCUUGAUGUCUUUGUAAUUGUCAGGUGUUUGUCAGUGAAAAAGGGAACAUGAGACAGCGAUUGCUCUAUCAGUUUAAUCCUGUGAAAUGUAAAUAAGAUAGACUCUUAGGGCACAUUCACACUAGACCAUUUGGUCCGGACCCAAACUGACAUCUGGACUGAUGGUUCGGUGAUUUUUGCCAAUAUGAACACAUAAACUGGCAACUUUGCCAAGUGAUCAUGUAAUGUGAACAAAGAUCAUCUGGAUCAGGGCUGGGAUGGUGUUUUGUGUGCUUUGUCUUUAAAGCAACACAAUGAAUUUUAUUUUGCCUUAAGGUAAUGGCUUCAAACUAAUUUUAUUGCCUCACUGACUUACAAUAAGGAGUUUCUGAUAAUGCCAGUGUGCAGAAGAAUGGUAUUGUGCUGUGUAACGUUGUUGUAACAUUGUGCGGGUAGGGGCAUGACCCUUUUCGUUUGUUGUUAGUUGAUUACCCCCUUAGCAGUAAACAUCUAAAACAAACAAAAAAGGGAAUUCCUAUAUUACGUUACUUUAAGAUAACUCUUCUUUCUCCCAAAAGGAGAAAUACAUCUUAAAGGUGUUUUAAAGUGUAAACAACCAGGCCCUGAAGCAGUGAAUUCAAACAGGAAACUGAAAUUGAACAAUUGGGAAAGAACAUCCAAGUAUACUUCAAUUCAAGUGCAUACAGAUGGUACAAGUAUAUUUCAGUGUGGCAGCAAUGGCUUAUCACAAACAUUCAGACUCAUAUGAAGGAAAGAAAACAGUUCCUGAUCAUCUAAGAUUUUCUGGGUAUUUAUUUCCAUACUAAGGGCCACAAAACCUGGAAAUGACCACAAAAUGGCAGUAGAAGUUAGAAUUUAGUUAUGCUUCUUAUUCCAUUACCUUAAUUAGUUUGAAGUGAAUACAGCAUUUGUUUCAUGCAACAACUAAAACAUACAACCAAAUACUAAAGGUGACCUAAUGUAUACUGUCCUUUAAUUGUAUAAUGUCUUCUCUUAGGACAGCUGUUUGCACUUUUUUUGUAAAAUUGAAGAAACAAAUUAAAGAACAUAUUUUUUCUGA